Staurois parvus is the source of this 390-nucleotide messenger RNA. The record is from the annotation of a GenBank genome assembly. Lineage: Eukaryota; Metazoa; Chordata; Amphibia; Anura; Ranidae.
AUGCAGAGUGCUUCUAUAAACAAUUGUGAAAGACUGUGCAAGAAGUCCAUCCGUGAAAUUUCCUUGCUACUAAAUAUUCCAUGGUCAACUGUUAGUGGUAAUAUAACAAAGUGGAAGCAACUGGGAACAACAGCAACUCAGCCACAAAGUGGUAGGCCACGUAAAAUGACAGAGUGGGGUCAGCGCAUGCUGAAGUGCACAGUGUGCACAAGUCGCCAACUGUCUGCAGAGUCAAUAGUUAAAGACCUCCAAACUUCGUGCGGCCUUCAGAUUAGCACAACAACAGUGCAUAGAGAGCUUCAUGUAAUGGGUUUCCAUGGCAGAACAUCACCAAGUGCAAUGCAAAGCGUUGGAUGUGGUGCCGUGAAACACGCUACCACUGGACUCUAG